This is a messenger RNA of Clonostachys byssicola, 531 nucleotides long. NCBI's taxonomy places the organism in Eukaryota, Fungi, Ascomycota, Sordariomycetes, Hypocreales, Bionectriaceae. The record is from the annotation of a GenBank genome assembly.
AUGUCUUCCAGCAUGUCAACGCGCAACAGUAUCCCGGUUGCAUCCUAUUUACCCACGGGAUGUCAUGACACACCACUUCCCAUGGGGAAGUAUUACCCGUCAAACUACGAAAACCAACAGAAGGCCCACGUGAGCAGGACCAGGUCUGCCACGGUUUCGUCCUCCUCUUCCAAGCCCAGAGACCAAAUCGAACCCUUCAUCAACAGUCCACCAACAUCGAACUCGGCCCACGACCCUGAUGUUCGUCGCAAACUUCAGCUCCAACAGUAUCAGCGCGAUAUGAUUGCUCAGGCUUCUUUGGCUGCGAAUGAGCUUCUAUCCUCGAGCGGGCACGGCAGAUCCGGGCCUCCGAAACUGGGAAGUCUACCAGGAAAAGCCCUCAGCUUUGGCCCUCCAUUUCACAACCCCUCCGCCCCGAAGUUGCACCCGUUAGGCAGUCCCGGCCCAGUUACGCCCAUGGAUCUCGAAUCUGCACGAGGCGGUAAUGGCUAUUUCGAGAUGAGCCAAGGGGAUAACCGUACGCAGAAAUAA